Molecule: messenger RNA, 1345 nt
Organism: Saccostrea cuccullata (small rock oyster)
Lineage: Eukaryota; Metazoa; Mollusca; Bivalvia; Ostreida; Ostreidae
Product: prostaglandin E2 receptor EP4 subtype-like
Exons: 2
Coding region: 24-1007 (327 amino acids)
Biological process (GO): adenylate cyclase-activating G protein-coupled receptor signaling pathway; inflammatory response; positive regulation of cytosolic calcium ion concentration
Cellular component (GO): plasma membrane
Molecular function (GO): G protein-coupled receptor activity
Source: RefSeq, a predicted model, not a curated record
GGAUUUCUUUCAGAAUUCUACUGAUGCUAGUAGCUGGGAAUUUAGUACAUCAGAAAAUGUCUUCGAAUCAAACAAAUUCGUCAUCAUUAAAUUUAAUCGAAGAAACCCCCAACGUCUUAGCUCCUGUGAUUCUCUUAAUUCUAGGAGCCAUUGGCAAUGGAUUAGCAUUCACCAUUCUUUGCCAUCUUUCGUUGGAUCACAAAUGGCGUCCGUUCUACAGAUUCGUCUGCGUCCUCACAAUUAACGACUUCUUUGGAGUGGUUCUAGCUGCACCAUUCGGAAUUGCAAGAUACGCAUCCAACUUUACUUUUACUUUCACCCAGCCUCUUUGUGACUACAUGGCAUUCAUUCAGAUGCUUGCAAUUUUGAACUCAGCGUUUAUCGUAUUCUCUAUGUCACUUGACAGGUUCUUUGCGAUCGUUUUUCCAUUCAAAUACAGCAUCUCAGAUAAAGAAAGACGAGCACACGUGUUACUACUACUUGGAGGAAUUUUGUCUGUUCUCUUGUCGUCUGUUCACAUUUUGGCGGGAAGGUCAAGUCGGAGUUUUUAUCCGGGUUCCUGGUGUUUUGUAGAUUUCAAGUCAGACUAUUGGAUUGAUCGAGGCAUCUCUCUAGCUUAUUCUUCUACAGGGUUUAUCCUGCUAUCCUUAAUCAUGGUACUGAACUGCAUAGUUAUCAUCACAUUGCUCCGACAAAGCUUCGCCGGAAGUGAAGUUGCAAAGCAGAGAAUUUCCAGUAAGAACAGCAAGCAGAUGGUAGUGCUUCUAUUAGCUGUUGUCGUCCUUUUUGCGAUCUGCAUCAUACCAUUGCUGAUAAACGUUUUUGCACGCUCUCUUCGUAUCCUGGGCGGUAUGGACAACUUUGAACUCAUUGGCCUCCGACUAGCUUACACUAAUGCUGUUCUUAAUCCCUGGCUAUAUAUUUUAAUCAGAAAGGAGACGAUAUCAUUUCUAAAGAAACUUUUGAAUCUCAGAAAAUGUCAUACUACAAAAGAGGAACAAAAUUGAUAUUUUUCAUAUUUUCAUUAAAUCAAAUUAUAUGUGUUUAUAUAAUAAGUCAUCACUGCAUCUUAUACAAAGAAAGAUAUUAAUGCAUGCAUAUAUUUUCAACCUUAUUGUGUUGUCAGCCAGUGUAGAUCUGAUGUUUUUAUUUUUACUUCAUGAUUGCAGAGAGAGAGAGAGGGGGGGGGGGAGAGCGGGAAGAAAUGGACUUUUAUGCAUACAAGAUGAAAACAGUCUUUUUUCUCAAUGCUACCGGUUCCUGAAAGAUCUAUAAUUUCCAUAAUUUUUUGUAACAGAAACAAUCACUAAAUUAUUCAGUGAAAUAAAUGAAUUAACUGUGUUAA